GGCCUCUCAUUUUCCUGUUGCUGGUGGACCUGCUGUGGCUGGUCUGGGGGUGUUGAGCCCUCGUCCAGACCCUGGUGGAGAGUGAGCCUCUCACCAUGUCAGCCUGCUGCAACUGGAAAUGCAUUUUCCAGUAUGAGACAAACAAAGUCCUCCAGAUCCAGAGCGUGAAUUAUGGCAGCAUUAAGUGGAUCCUGCACCUGCUGGUCUUUUCUUACAUCAGCUUUGCUUUGAUCAGUGACAAGCGGUACCAAAAGAAAGAGCCUGUCAUCAGCUCGGUGCACACCAAGGUGAAAGGGAUAGCAGAGGUGAAGGCGGAGAUACUGGAGAAUGGAAUGAAGAAGGUGGUGUCUGAAGUCUUUGACACCGCAGAUUACACCUUCCCCAUGCAGGGAAACUCCUUCUUCGUGAUGACAAACUUUCUUAAGACAGAAGGCCAACAGCAGGGGAAAUGUCCUGACUUUCCCACCAGGAGGACGAUCUGUUCCUCUGACAAGAAUUGUAAAGAGGGACGGACGGACCCGCAGAGCAAAGGGAUCCAGACCGGAAGGUGUGUAGUGUAUAAAGAAAGGCUGAAGACCUGUGAAGUCUCCUCCUGGUGUCCCGUCGAGGAAGUGGGAGAGCCCCCCCGGCCUGCGCUCUUGAACAGUGCCGAAAACUUCACUGUGCUCAUCAAGAAUAACAUCGACUUUCCUGGCCACAACUACACCACGAGAAACAUCUUGCCAGGUAUAAACAUCACUUGUACCUUUCACAAGACUCAGAAUCCACAGUGUCCCAUUUUCCGACUGGGAGAAAUUUUCCAAGAAACAGGAGAUAAUUUUUCAGAAGUGGCAAUUCAGGGAGGGAUCAUGGGCAUUGAGAUCUACUGGGACUGCAACCUGGACAGUUGGUUCCAUCACUGCCGCCCAAAAUACACCUUCCGUCGCCUUGAUGACAAGACCACCAAUGAGUCCUUGUACCCUGGCUACAACUUCAGAUACGCCAAGUACUACAAGGAAAACAACGUUGAAAAACGGACUCUGAUGAAAGUCUUCGGGAUCCGUUUUGACAUUCUGGUUUUUGGCACCGGAGGAAAAUUUAACAUUAUCCAGUUGGCAGUGUAUAUUGGCUCAGUCCUCUCCUACUUUGGUCUGGUCACUGUGAUCAUCGACUUGCUCAUCUGCACUUACUCAAGUGCAUGUUGUCGAUCCCACAUUUAUCCCUCUUUCAAGUGCUGUAAAUACUGUGCAGUCAAUGAAUACUACUACAGGAAGAAGGGUGAGCCCAUUGUGGAGCCAAAGCGGACAUUAAAAUAUGUGUCCUUUGUGGAUGAACCCCACAUCAGGAUGGUGGACCAGCAGCUACUUGGGGAAAGUCUACAAAAUGUCGAAGGUGAAGACGUCCCAAGACCCUCAACGGACUUCACGGACUUGUCCAGGCUGCCGCUGUCUCUCUAUGACCCAUCCCCUACUCCUGGGCAACCAGAGGAGAUGCAGCCGAUAAGUAGGGAAGUGACUCCUAUAUCCAGCAACAGCCCAGGCUGGUGCCAGUGUGGACACUGCCUCCCGUCCCAGCUCCCCGAGAGCGACAGAUGCCUGGAAGAGCUGUGCUGUCGGAAAAAGCCCGGUGCCUGCAUCACCACCUCGGAACCCUUUAGGAAGCUUGUCUUGUCCCGACAGGUCCUGCAGUUUCUCCUGCUCUACCAGGAGCCCUUGCUGGUGCUGGAUGACAAUGCCAACAGCCGGCUGCGGCGCUGUGCCUACAGGUGCUACACCACCUGGCGCUUCGGCUCCCAGGACCUCGCCGACUUUGCCAUCCUGCCCAGCUGCUGCCGCUGGACAAUCCGGAGAGAGUUUCCCAAGAGUGAAGGCCGGUACACCGGCUUCCAGAGUCCUUGCUGAUGGCACAGGGCUGAGCAGGAGUGUUAAUGUUUGUUUCCUUUGUUUGCACCCUGAGCGUGACCUGCAAAGAUCUGUGGCCAAACGUUCAACCAAAGGGAAAUGUGUAUUCCGCUCCUGCAGCUCUAGACGUGUCAGAGAGCAGAAUGAACAAACAAACAA
Lontra canadensis (Northern American river otter) is the source of this 2039-nucleotide messenger RNA. It is a transcript of the gene P2RX7, whose product is annotated as purinergic receptor P2X 7. The record is from RefSeq and is a predicted model, not a curated record. Bases 96 to 1880 code for a protein of 594 amino acids. Gene Ontology annotation, molecular function: purinergic nucleotide receptor activity; ATP binding; extracellularly ATP-gated monoatomic cation channel activity. Gene Ontology annotation, cellular component: plasma membrane; nuclear inner membrane. Gene Ontology annotation, biological process: response to ATP; monoatomic cation transmembrane transport. Lineage: Eukaryota; Metazoa; Chordata; Mammalia; Carnivora; Mustelidae. The transcript is spliced from 13 exons.